Molecule: messenger RNA, 1151 nt
Organism: Anguilla rostrata (American eel)
Lineage: Eukaryota; Metazoa; Chordata; Actinopteri; Anguilliformes; Anguillidae
Product: C-C chemokine receptor type 3-like
Exons: 2
Biological process (GO): positive regulation of cytosolic calcium ion concentration; G protein-coupled receptor signaling pathway; immune response
Cellular component (GO): external side of plasma membrane; membrane
Molecular function (GO): C-C chemokine receptor activity; C-C chemokine binding
Source: RefSeq, a predicted model, not a curated record
GUAAUUCGCAGCUUCUGUUUUCGAAGAAAAUCUUGCAGUGAGACGAGCGUCGAGCAGCCUGUGCCUCGUCGCUUUGAGGCUGAACUGGUUAAUGAUGAGACAGGGCUGGUGUACCUGUGCGAGGACCCUCCCUCUUCGAUCGCCGUGGCGACGGCCGCCAGUUUCGUGGCCAUCUUCUGCGUGAGCGGGAACGUCCUUCUGCUCUACGUGCUGCUGAGGCACGAGGACCUGAGGCAGGUGACCAGCCUGCUGGUGCUGAACAUGGCCGCGUCCGACCUACUGCUCGCCACCACGCUGCCCUUCUGGAGCACCUAUCACCUGUCCCACUGGGUCUUUGGCCCCGCCCUCUGCAGGGUCCUGAUCGGUGCCUACUUCGCGGGCCUGUACUGCGGGCUGAUGUUCCUGACCGCGCUGACCGUGGACCGCUACGUGACCGUGCCCCCGGGGGAGCGGACGGCCUACCUCCUGCAGGUGGGCCUGCUGUUCCUGCUGCCGCUGGCCGUGGUGGUGUACUGCUACGCCCGGCACCGGACGGUGACCGUGGUGCUGUGCAUCGUGGCGGCCUUCUUCGUCUGCUGGGGCCCCUACAACGCGCUGCUGGUGCUGGAGGCCGUGUACGGGAUGGGGGGCAUGGACUGUGACUCCCGGGCGUGGAUGGACCUGGCGCUGGCCUGCACCCGCGUCCUGGCCUACUGCCACUGCUGCCUCAACCCCAUCCUGUACGCCUUCACCCACAGGUUCAGGGCCCACCUCGCCAAAGUGUUCCUCUGCUGUCGCCCGCGGCAACCUGGAGCUGCCAAUGAGGGGGCGGGGGUGGGGUCGGGGGCGGGGCCUGGCACCGUCCAAAACAGUUCUAACAGCCUCUGGAAGGAGGGGGUGACAGGCGGGGAAGUGUCUGUGGCUACUCCCAAAAUCAACCCGGGUAUGGGAGCUGGAGGUUUAUUUUAUUUUAUUUUAUUAUGCAUUUAUUUUGUUGGCCGGGCUGUGGGAUGGUGGGCAUGGGCUCUGGGGGGUUUGGGGCUUGCACCCCCUCUCCUGCCCUCUUCUUUCAUUUGUUUAUCUUUAUUACUUUGAUUAGUUAUACAACACAGUCCUGGCUCCAGUAAUUAUACUGCAUAAUUAUUUAAUAAUGAUUAUUAUUAUUUAUAAUA